Molecule: messenger RNA, 1994 nt
Organism: Cuculus canorus (common cuckoo)
Lineage: Eukaryota; Metazoa; Chordata; Aves; Cuculiformes; Cuculidae
Gene: SLC35D2
Product: solute carrier family 35 member D2
Exons: 12
Coding region: 6-995 (329 amino acids)
Cellular component (GO): Golgi apparatus
Molecular function (GO): GDP-fucose transmembrane transporter activity; antiporter activity
Source: RefSeq, a predicted model, not a curated record
CAGCCAUGAGCGCCGGGGGGGAAGCGGCGGGGAACGCGGCGCCCUCCGUGCUGCACAGGGUGGUUUCGGCCCUUUUCUACGGGACGUGCUCCUUCCUCAUCGUGCUGGUCAACAAGGCCCUGCUCAGCGCCUACAGCUUCCCAUCACCAAUGUUUCUUGGAGUUGGACAGAUGACAGCCACUAUACUUAUCUUGUAUGUGUCAAAAUUAAAUAAGGUUAUUCACUUUCCUGAUUUUGACAAAAGUAUACCUGUGAAGUUGUUUCCUCUGCCUCUGAUUUAUGUUGGAAACCACAUAAGUGGAUUAUCAAGUACCAGCAAACUCAGUUUGCCGAUGUUUACAGUGCUCAGGAAGUUUACCAUUCCCCUUACUUUACUGCUGGAGAUCAUCAUACUUGGGAAACGAUACCCUCUGAGUAUUAUAGUCAGCGUUUUUGCCAUCAUUCUUGGGGCUUUCAUAGCAGCUGGGUCUGAUCUGUCUUUUAAUCUGGAGGGCUAUACAUUUGUAUUGCUAAAUGAUAUCUUCACAGCAGCAAAUGGAGUUUACACAAAGCAGAAAAUUGAUCCAAAGGAGCUGGGAAAAUAUGGUGUCCUUUUCUAUAAUGCAUGUUUUAUGGUGGUUCCAACGCUUAUUAUUAGCUUUUCUACAGGAGAUUUUCAUAAGGCAAUACAUUUCCAGCACUGGACAAAAUUUUUAUUUGUCUUUCAGUUUCUUCUUUCCUGCUUGUUGGGGUUUCUCUUGAUGUAUUCUACUGUCCUUUGCAGUCAUUACAAUUCUGCACUUACCACAACAGUAGUUGGUGCCAUCAAGAAUAUAUCCAUUGCUUACAUCGGAAUGUUGAUUGGUGGAGAUUACAUAUUCUCCAUGUUAAACUUCAUAGGGCUAAAUAUUUGCAUGGCAGGAGGGCUGAGAUAUUCAUUUUUAACCUUGAGAGGAGACAGCAAGCCUACGCAACCUGAGGAUGAAGAGAAUGCACUUCCUGAGUCAAACAAUUAGCCAAAAUGCCUGCCUUUAAAGAGACUGAAGAUGCUAACCUUGUUUAGCGUUGCUGGGAACUUAAAUGUAUGCUGGAACGUAUUUGGAACAGAGCAAAAAGUCUACCUCAUUUGCCACAGAUAUGUUCACAACUCAUUGAUUCAGAAAUAUCUUGCAUACCAUGUUUUUUAUGUGUGGACAAGAUUAAUUUUAGCAUUUUUUUAGCACCAUGAGCCAAUUUUUAGGAAGGAAUGCCAAGAGCACAUCUCAAACUCUGUAUUCCUUCAUGUAUGUGUACUUUGGUGCUCUUCAUUCUGUUUCAGUGUCUGCCGGUACUCUCAGAUAAAACUGCCUGUAAAAGACCGUGAGGCUUGUUUCACCAUUGCCUUAUGCCUUAUACAAUCUUUGGUGUGAGUGAAGAGAUGAAAGACGGUAGUGAUUUAGAAUGAUUUCACAUAUACAUUUUCUCUUGUGUAAGUGACUCUAGAACAUAUGGGACAAAGUGGAGAUGUGCCCCAAGACUGUUUGUCAUGUAAGUCAAGUUUGUCAUGUAAGAGUUAGUGGGGAUAUGGCCUAGUGUAUUCAGUGUGUACUGUUUAGACAUUCUCUCUCAGUCUUUUCCUCAUCUUUAAUAGCAUGGCAUACUGCUGCAGUUGUUGCUGUUGUUAUAAACCCUCACAAUUUCGCUGCGGGAUCGAGAAGAAAAUUGAGAAAAUAUUUUUUUCUAUUUAAAAUAAUUUUUUUUUGUAUGUCAGCCAGUACCAAACAGGUAAUUCCAAUGAAUCUCUACCUCCAUAAUCCUAAUUAUUGAACCUCAUCUCCCUGCAGUGGGACAAGGCAUUAGAAGAUUUUCAUUAAUUAUGUGAAGAUUAUGGGAGCCAGUUGAUUGCAAUAUGAAUGGAUACAAUAUGGCACUUGCUAAAUAAAAUGUAGUUCCACAAAGGAACAGAUACUGUAUGCAUUUGAUUAAUUAAUAUUUUGCUCUACCUUUUCUAAAUAAAGAGAUGUAAAUUAUAGUUU